CCUAUCCAACCGCCCCAGCAAGAAGGCCCCGCACUGGACGUCUCCCUGCGUCUUCCUACAGGAACGGGGCGGGCGGCCAGGUCCCCGAGGCUGCAGCUUCGGUGACAUCCCCGGGCGGAGGCGGCGCGCUCAGCGGGGCGGGUCACCGCGGCGCCUCCGAGCCCCUUAGCGCAGCGCCGGGCUGGGGACGGGGCAGAGGCCGCCGCAGGCCCAGGGAGCCACUCGGGCUGUCAACCCCAGGCGGCGCGGACGUGACGACCUCGAACCCUCGCCUCUGAAAAUGCGCGGGGGCCAGGGGCGUGUAGGCGCACCCAUGUGCUGGCUUUGGCGGCGGACGCGGCGGCCUCACCUCCUAGUCUAGCCGGGGCCGGUCCGCUAGGCUCCGCGGUUAGAGGCAGCUGCCGAGGGACCCGGAUGCCCCGCCUCCCGCGGUCCUACCAGCAGGAAGCGAGGAGAGCGCGCGUGCGCAGAAGGGUGGCCUUGCGCAAGCGCACUGCCCGCGCCCUCCCGGCCCCGCCCGCCCGCUGCAGGUUUCCCACGGAUUCUGCACCCGGAAACUCAGGUGUUCGCGGAGGCCCCGAAGUCCUCCUCAGGUUGGUGAGCGUGCGCUGUCGUGCGCUGGCCCCGGGCGAGUAGAACUGCCAGGAAGCCUCUGUUCCUCCCGUGUGGACCUCUCCAUAGAGCUGCGUGAGUGUCCUCACUACAUGAUAGCUGACGUCCUUCAGAAUACUUCUGUUAUAUGAAGUUGAACAUGGAGGAAGAAGAGGACUAUAUGUCUGAUUCCUUCAUUAAUGUCCAAGAAGAUAUCAGACCAGGAUUGCCAAUGCUGAGACAAGUUCGAGAAGCCCGUCGAAAAGAAGAAAAGCAACAAGAAGCUAAUUUGAAAAAUAGGCAGAAGAGUUUAAAAGAAGAAGAACAAGAAAGACGUGACAUUGGGUUGAAGAAUGCACUAGGCUGUGAAAACAAAGGGUUUGCUUUGCUCCAGAAGAUGGGAUAUAAAAGUGGUCAGGCCCUUGGCAAGAGUGGAGAUGGUAUUGUUGAACCAAUUCCUCUCAAUGUCAAAACAGGAAAAAGUGGCAUUGGUCAUGAGACUUUAUUAAAACGGAAAGCAGAGGAAAAAUUAGAAAGCUACAGAAGAAAGAUUCACAUGAAAAACAAAGCUGAAGAAAACGCUGCAGAGCAGUUCCGAAUGCGACUUAAAAGUAAGCAAGAUGAAAUGAAGCUGGAAGGAGAUCUUAGAAGAAGCCAGCGAGCCUGUCAACAAUUGGAUACUCAGAAGAAUAUACAGGUUCCCAGGGAGGCCUGGUACUGGCUGAGGCUCGAAGAGGAGACUGAAGAAGAGGAAGAGGAAGAAAACGAACAAGAUGAAGAUGACUAUGAGAGUGACGAUUUAAGUGUACUGGAGAAAUUACAGAUAUUGACGAGUUAUUUAAGAGAAGAACAUCUGUAUUGUAUUUGGUGUGGAACAGCCUAUGAAGAUCAAGAAGACCUGUCUUCAAAUUGCCCAGGACCAACUUCUGCAGAUCAUGACUAAGAUUCUCAAUAAAGUAGAAACUUGGAAAAUGCUGUUGUUUCCUAGACAGUUAAGCAGUUAGAAUUCCCAAAAAUUUUUAUGUUUUUUUUUUUCUACUUUAGAGGUACUUUGUACUUUAAAAUAUAAAAGUUCAUGGACUCCAAAAAUAAAAUAAUGGAAUGCUUUUUCAGAACACCAGAUGGGCCAUUACAAGUUAUGGCUCUAUUGUGAUGCUUAUGGAGUUUAAGGACACCAACAGGUAACUCUCUUAUUCCCCUCUUCAUUUCGGAACAAGUUAAAAAAUAAGAUGUGGAAGUCAGAUAUCAUAAUAUCAGCUUUAUUGUCCGUGAAGCUAAAACAGAGAGCAAGGCUGACCUGUCUCCAGUCAGGCUCCCUAAUAAAUCUGCCUGAUUGGCGAGAACAGCAGGCCUCUCUCUGCCUUGCAGGGACACAGCCCAACUUUGCAUUUUGAGACCAGUUAGCUUUCUAGGUGAGAGGAUCCACCAGGGACUGAGCCUCAUGUGCUAGUUCCGUCUCCCAAAAUCACUCAUCAGAUAAGACAUCGCUGCCCUGGCCAGUUUGGCUCAAUGAAUGCCCACUGAAGGGUCCUGGAUUCAAAUCCCGUCAAGGGUUCUCACAUCAAUGUUUCCUCCCUUCCACUCUCUCUAAAAAUCAAUGGAAAAAUAUCCUCAGGGGAGAAUUAACAAACAAAAGACACCCCUCUAUUGAGAGGGACUGAAUGAGGGUCCACAGAGCUUGUUCCCACACUUCUCAGAGCUCACUGCCUUAAACCAUUCCAUUGCUGGGUAGGUGUAAGCAAUUUCAAAGUUAUUUUUCUGUCUUAAGCUGAAAUCUGCUUCCCUAUAAUUUCACUGAAUACAGCUGAAGACCUACUGUGGCACACCUCUGCAGAGCUCCAUCCAAGGUUGGGCAUUAAAACCAUGAACUUUUUUUAAAAUGAUUUUGAUGAGCUAAAAUUUUGAUGAGUUCCUGCCUAUCUGUAUUUAUUUUAAAGUUCUCUAAGAAUGAGUCUCAUAAGCACCUGUGGGUGAGAACUAAUGCUAUAGGUUAAAUAUAGACUUGGGAUAGCAUUGUGACCACCCCUGUAGUUUUACCUCUCACCUUUCAGUAGUGAAGAGCAAGAGGUCAACCUCUUCUCCCUUUUGUUAGAAACAGCAUACACGAGAACCUAGCCAAAGCUAAGCUACUCUGGCACAAGCUAAUCAAUAGCACAACUUGUUUUAGCCUCCGACCUAAUGUGACCUAGUUCACUGGUCCUCAGGUUGAACAUGGGGAGCUUUAAAAAAGAAUACGAGGGUCCCACCCCCAGAGAUUCUGAUGCCAUUGGUCACUGGGGCCUUGGAAGCACUGCCCUUGACUCUAAGAUGCAGCAGAGCUUGAGAACCACUAACCUGGUUUAUUUCUG
Myotis myotis is the source of this 2939-nucleotide messenger RNA. It is a transcript of the gene GPATCH11, whose product is annotated as G-patch domain containing 11. The transcript is spliced from 11 exons. Gene Ontology annotation, cellular component: kinetochore. The record is from RefSeq and is a predicted model, not a curated record. NCBI's taxonomy places the organism in Eukaryota, Metazoa, Chordata, Mammalia, Chiroptera, Vespertilionidae. Gene Ontology annotation, molecular function: nucleic acid binding. The coding region runs from base 740 to 1534 and encodes 264 amino acids.